GCCCGGCGUCUCGCCAGCUCAGAGUGCCACGACUCCAUUGAAAGGAAGAGGAUUCCCAGACGGACGGACUGACUGAGAGAGAUAAUUUGGGGAAAUAGCUGCAUAUUUUACUCCAGAUUGAAAGAAAUUCAACGACAAAAUCCGUGCUUCUUCAACCGCCUCCAGAAGCGGUCUACUGUAGCUACAUCAGCACAGAUAUAUAUAAAAAUAAGGACAGCGAACCCGUCAUAGUGGUCAUCAUGGAUCUGUAUGACCCUCAGACGCUAGGCAUCAUGGUAUUUGGAGGCUUCAUGGUCAUCUCAGCGCUCGGCAUCGUCCUGGUCUCCACCUUCUCCAUGAAGGAGACCUCGUAUGAGGAGGCUCUGGCCCAGCAGCGUAGAGAGCUGGGCAAGAUGGCUCCUCCUGGCCAACUGACCAAGAAGGACAAGAAGAAGGACAAGGCGUCUGAGAAGAAGAACCGUGGUAAGAAGAAGGAAGACAAGCCCAAUGGGAAGCUGCCAGAAUCGGAACCAGAGGAGGACCAAGUGGCCGAGCCUGAGCCGGAACCAACCCCAGCCCCAGAAAGAGUCGCUGCUCCUGCUCCUGCCCCUGCCCCUGAACCAACCCCUGCCCCUGCUCCAGCUCCCACCGCUGUAGAGGCCCCACCUGCCCCUGCACCGAAGAAGAAGAAGGAGAAGAAGGUGGCUAAGGUAGAGCCAGCCCAGGCACCCACCACCCUGGCUGCCUCAGCCCCUACCCCCAUGGCCCCCUCCAAGCCUGCCCCAGUCCUGGAGGCUGUCACCAAGGAGGUCCCUGUGAUGGCAGUGCCCCCAGUGGGCUCCCAGCAGACUGCAGCCAAGGCUCAGGAGGCCAAGGCUCAGGAGGCCAAGGCUCAGGAGGCCAAGGCUCAGGAGGCCAAGGCUCAGGAGGCCAAGGCUCAGGAGGCCAAGGCUCAGGAGGCCAAGGCUCAGGAGGCCAAGGCUCAGGAGGCCAAGGCUCAGCAGACCAAGGCUCAGCAGACCAAGGCUCAGGACCCUUCUAAGAAGAAGGCAUCAAUGAAGAAAAAGGCUGAGCCUGCCAUAGCAGUGGACUCUGGUCUGGAUGCACCCCUGUACCUGCCCUACAGGGCCCUGGUCUCUACCGUUAGCAGUAUGGUGUUCAGUGAGGGAGAGGCCCAGCGCCUCAUACAGAUCCUCUCUGACAAGGCUGGCAUCAGACAAGACACCUGGCACAUGGCUACUCAGAAGGGCGACCCAGUGGCUGUGAUGAAGAAACAGUUAGAGGAGAAUCAGAAACAGCUGGCAACUCAGCAAGAGGACGCCACCGCAGCCAAGAACAGACUGAGGGAACUCACCAAGGAGCUGUCUUCUGAGAAGUCCAAGGUGGCCAGUGUAGAAACCAGGCUGAGUUCCCAGCUCUCGUCCAGGGAGCAGGAGAUGAUCGCUCUGCAGGCUCGUAUGCAGGCCUCCUACCAGGACCACGUAGCCCAGACACAGAAACUCAACGCCAAGGUCCUCAGUCUUCAGGAGCAGUUGGAGUCAGGUCCCACCGCCCAGCUGGCUUGUCUGCAGCAAGAGAACUCCAUCCUCAGAGAUGCCUUGAACCAGGCCACCAGCCAGGCAGAAAGCAAACAGAAUGCAGAGCUGGCCAAGCUGAGACAGGACUGUGCCAGACUGACCAAGGAGCUGGGGGAGAAGAGUGAGAGCCUCCAGGCUGAUGAGAACGUCAAGAGAGGGCUGGAGACUAAGGUGUCUUCUGUAGAGAAACAACUUUCUCUGCUACAGGCCAGCCAUGUAGAGACUGAGCAGGCACUGCAGAGGAGGCUGGAGGAGGUCAGUGAGGAGUUGAGGAGUUCACAGAGCACCCUGGAGAAAGCCCUGCAGGACGCUGCCACCCUCACAGACCUCCAGGUCCAUCUAGGCAGUGUAGAGGCUGGUCUGAAGGAGCGUAGUGCCCAGGUGGAGGCCCUCACAGCCCAGCUAGAGCAGACCGAGCUGGAGAAGGGACAAUUGGAGGAUCAGGUAGACUCCAUCAAUGUACUGCUGGAGGCCAGCCACAACAGAGACGAGGACACGGAGAUGUGGAGUUGGUCUUUUCUCAACAACACCAAUCAUUUAUCUUCCAGUCUUCAGGACAGAGACAGUCAGUUGGCGUCACUCCAACAGGAGCUGAAGCAGCUCCAAGAAAUGAAACGGGAGGCUACUGUAAGUCCUGCGAUCACUACAGCCGAGACAGAGCGGGCACCUAACAGUCAGGAAGCAAGCCUGAUGGCAUCACUUCAGGAGGAACUGAAGCAACUCAAAGAAGAGAUGGAGCAACUUAAAAACUCUCCCGCUGAUAUCUCGGAACAGCUACUCAACAGUCUGAAGGAGAGAGCGAGCCAGGAAGCAUCAACAGAAGAGGAAGUGAAGCAACUCAAAGAAACAUCUGAGCAGGCCCAGAGCAGCACUGCUCAGUCCGACAACACAGCAGAACUGGCGGCGCUACAAACCAGUCUGGCAGAGAGGGAAGCUAUGAUGGCAUCACUACAGGAGGAGCUAAGGGAAGCCAGGGCCCAAUCGCAGAAGGUACAGGAGACCUUCGCUCAGGUCCAGCAGAGCCAGGAGUCAGAGCCGAGCACAGAGCUGCCGGAGCUGUUGGAGAAACUGAAGGAGGCAGAGGACAGCCACGUGACACUGCAGGCAGAGUGUGACCAGUACAGAACGGUCUUGGCUGAAACAGAAGGAAUGCUGAAGGGCCUUCAGAAGAGUGUUGAGGAGGAGGAGCUGGUGUGGAAAUCCAAGAUGGCCGACUCUGCGGACCAGUUGAAGAAGGCCCUGGAACAAGUGCACACUCUGAAGGAGACUGUAGAGAGCUUGAAGGUAGAGAACCAAAGCAUAGAACAGCUGAAGGAGCAGGUGAUGCUGUUGGAAGCCCAGUUGGAGAAACAGUCUGAGACUGCCCCGACAGAGGAGGAAAUGACACCGUUGAAGCAGCUACUGUCAGAGUCUCAGAGUCAGCUGGAGUCAGCCCAGAUGGAGGCCCAGAUUCACAGGGAAGAGCUGCCUACGGUCAGAGGUCAGCUGAGCAAGGCGACGGAGUGCGCUCAGAGCCAGGAGGCAGUCUCUGAGGCCAGGACACAGAAUGGCCAAUCAAAGCCUGAGGUCCAGUCCCAGUUCAAUCAGACCACCGAGGAGUUUGAGCAGGCUCAGAAAACGGUUGUAGAACUCCAGGCUCAGCUGGACCUGCUGAAAGAGACAGGAGACUCCCAACAGGCCGACACAGAGGACAUAGCCCAGCUAAAGGAGCGCCUGCAAAAGGAGAGAGAACUAAUCAAAGACCUUGGCCAAGCAGCCACCAAACUCCAGCAGCUCUUAAAGUCCACUCAGGAGCAGCUCGCCAAAGAGAGGAACAAACACUGCACACUACAGGACCACUCUGAGACCAAGAGUAUGUCGCUGAAGGAAGGAACAUCUGUUUAAGAGACUGAAGACAAGACACUAAAACAUGCCAAAAAUGCCUUAAUAUGAUUACUAUUACCAUAGUUAUGCAUUCCAAAACCAUUCUUUCUUUGUACUGUAGUAGUUGAUUCCUGCAACUCCUGUAAGAAUCAAAGGACCAGUUUCACGGACAUAGAGGGAUGCUCAAUGGAGAAUCUCCAUUUAGAAUAACUUUUUAGUCCAGGACUAGGAUUAAUCUGUGUCUGUGAAACAGGCCCAAAAUGUUUAGCUAUCAUUAUGAACAUUUCAUUGUAUGAUCUAUGAUGAGGAAAAAAAUACUAUGCUGCAAACAAAACCUCCAUUCCAUCAACGAUUCUGGCUGUCAGAAGUUAUACCUAAUACUAGCUCUGGUCCAGGGCAUUACUGCACGUUCCUCCACUAUAACCUGUAUCGAUAUCGAUCACACUAACGCCCUGGACCAGAGCUAACCUAUUUCCUACUCUGCCUUAUAUUCACAAUGACCCCCCCACAGAGUCCAGUGUUAAAAGGGGAAACAAUUGUGCGUUUACGCGUACAUCAACCUGUGCAAUUACUUUGUGUGUGCACCCUAUUAUCAAUAUAGCACACUACUUUUGACCAGAGCCCUACAGGAAACCCAAUGGGCCCUGGUCAAAAGAAGUGCACUAUAUAGGGAAUAAAUAUGGUGCCACUUUGGAUUGAUGGAUAGAUUUUAUGGUACACACAACGGAUGGGAGAAAGCAAUACAGUGAGGGCCUCCUUCAGUACUGUGUGUGCAGUAGCUGGCUGCCAACACACAUGAAUGAAUUUGAUGAAGAAUAAACUACAAUGUAGCUAUG
Coregonus clupeaformis (lake whitefish) is the source of this 4255-nucleotide messenger RNA. RefSeq names its product ribosome-binding protein 1. Lineage: Eukaryota; Metazoa; Chordata; Actinopteri; Salmoniformes; Salmonidae. Gene Ontology annotation, biological process: protein transport. The coding region runs from base 240 to 3440 and encodes 1066 amino acids. Gene Ontology annotation, cellular component: endoplasmic reticulum membrane. The transcript is spliced from 28 exons. The record is from RefSeq and is a predicted model, not a curated record.